Molecule: messenger RNA, 1227 nt
Organism: Caenorhabditis bovis
Lineage: Eukaryota; Metazoa; Nematoda; Chromadorea; Rhabditida; Rhabditidae
Source: the annotation of a GenBank genome assembly
AUGCUCUCAACUGUUUCUAAUGGUUUGCUUGGAAGCGAUUUUACAUGGGAAGACGUCAACAAAAUAAUCGAACAAAAAUUUGGGGGCGCCAAAUUGGGCGAUGAUACAACGAUCGAACCGCUCGCAGUUGGAGUGGGUCUUCAAUCUUUGAUCGGAGUCGUUUCGACAACUUGGACUGACGAAAAUUGUCCACUUCCUAACAAAUUUGUCCUCAAAAUUGGAUCACCACUGGCAUUGAUAAAAGCACUUAAAGCGCAAUCUGGGAAAAUCAAUAUGGAGAGGUCGGAAGAAUUGGUCCGCGGUUUUCUCAUUUUCCUGCCUCUUUGUCAUAAUUCUGAAAUUUUUUUCUACGAGAACUAUGAAACUCUUAAGAAAAGCGGAAUUACUGAGAUACCCGAGUUUUAUUUUGGAUCGAAGAUUGAGAAAAUCGCUGGAGGUGUAUCGAAAGGAUGUAUUGGAAUGGAAUUCAUUGAGGAUGUGCAAAGUCUUUCACCCGCCCAAGACUUUAGCGAAGAACAGCUCAAACAGGUCCUCCGUGUAAUUGCCAGACUUGAAGCAGCUUUUCUUCCCCUUUCAACCAAAAUUGACGCAAAAACUCCUCAUCAUGGUCUCGCUGGCCUCUAUCAGACAUUUCCAGAUUGGUUUGUUCUGCUCAACAACAAAUUAAUGGAGCAAAUACCACAUCCGAAGAUGAAACAUCUUACUGCUGAAUUUGCGACGACGCUUCCUGAGAUUAUCAAGAUGCAGGAAAUUGAUCGACUUGAAGGGAAAUUGGGAAUGCAGAAGGUUCUGGUACAUGGCGACCUUUGGAGCCCGAAUAUUCUGUGGAAAGGAGAACAUUUGGAGAAGAUUGUGGAUUUCCAGAUGAUCCACUUUGGAAUGGCGGUGACAGAUCUGUCAAGAAUUUUCAACACCGCUUUAAGCCCGAGACAAAGAAGAACAAAAUGGAGAGAAUAUCUGAAGUACUUUCAUGAUGUUUUGACCGACGAAGUUGGAGGUGAACGCAAUCUUCCAUAUUCCUACAAACAACUCGAGCUUACCUACUUGCUCGUCUACCCAAGAUCUUCUGCUAUGCUUCUACCAACGCUUACAACUGUAUUAGAUAAAGUUAACACGAUGCCAGACAAUCAAGAAAAACAUGAUCUUUCGAUGAACUUGAUUUCGAAGAUAAUCGCAAUCUACGAGGACGUUAUCGAUUUUCAUAGAAAUCGUCCAAAUUACUCAUAA